AUGUCUUCGGCAAUGAGACGUAUGAUGGGCGCCAAAAAGGCCGCCCAGAAGCAACAGGCUGAAGCUGAGGUUCCUGCAGACACAGCUUCUUUGGCAGAGCAGGUACAGAGCUUGAGUGUCAAAGAUGAGCCAGCCGAGAUGUCACAGAGUACCCCCGAGCCUGUUCCAGAGCCUUCCGCCGAGCCUUCUAGUUCUUCCAAGUCUUCUAGCACUUCUGAGACUUCGAAACAGGGACCAACUGAGCCUAUCAAACCAGUUCAGACGAAGCCUGCCAAGAGCAAGGCUCCUAAGACUGCACCCGCUUCUACAGGGUCAACCGAAGAGCCCACUUCUGGAAAAUCGAAAAAGAACAAAAAGGGCAAGGAAGAAAACGCAGUGCCCACUACGCCUUUGAGCGUGUCUCCACCUCUACUCAACCCCGAGCACGAAAUCAAGCGAAUCUACGGCAACAUCCGACUGUGGGAUGAAGACGGAACCGCAGAAAACUUUACCAAUCAGCUUACAAACAAUCAGAAAAAGAACUUGGAAAAACUCAGCAGAGUCUGGGGAGGCAAGGACAAACGAAGUGUGCCUGGAACCACUAAAAAGCUGACCCUUGUCACCAUCAAACCCUACUGGAUCCCUCAGAUCAAGUCGGAAAUGAGCGUGGCCCGACUCUCGGCUGACCCAGGAGCAUUCAGAUUCACACAUUCUGACUCCUAUGCCGAGGGAGAGUUCCAAUUUGUCCAAAGACGAGCUAUCGGACAAGAUUCAGCCGAUCUGUUUGGUCAGUACCCCUACAACGUAUCCACUCUGAACCAGUUGGCUGGAAACGGUAUCAACACUGGUCAGGCUAGCAGUGAGUCUGCCGACCUCAUUGAACGAGCUCUGUACGUCUUCAACCGAGCUCUACUAACCUCUUCACAGGCCGUUCUUGGCCAGUCCAAGUUCCAGUUCAAGUACGUUGAAAACAGGCAAUUCUACCGAACCCUCUACCUAUACAUUGACAUUCUGGCGCGACGAGGAUUGUGGAACACCACUCUCGAGUUCUCCAAGCUCAUCUACUCUCUGGACGAUGCCGACUACGAUCCCUACGGAUGCAGAUACAUGAUGGACCAUUUUGCCGUACAGGGAGGAGACACUACAGCCAUCAAGUACAUGUUAGAGCAAAAACUGGCCCCUCAACUAGGCUACUCUCUUGCUCUCGCCUUACUACUUGAUGGUAAGGAUGCUGAGGCCGAACAAGCUCUCAGAACAGCGAUCAAGACCUUCCCCUGGAUCGGAUACACGCUCGCCGAGAGCCUGGGAACCCCACACAACCACCGAUUCGACUCAUCCGGCUCCGACUCGGCCAUUGAGGCCCAGUCACAGCUCUAUGUGCUCAGAAACCGAACUCUGUGGGACGAUCCCAAGCCCAAGAUGCUCUUCACCAAGGUCUGGGAUACCGUGGCAUUUGACUAUACCCGAAGCAAGGGACCUGCUCACUGGUACAACAUGAAUGAGUCGCUGAAACGUCACCUGGUCAUUUCGGGAGAGCCCACUCUGUUGAAAUACGCCCAGCCUCUUGCCGAGUCUGAUCUCUAUGAUGAUGAUCCUGUUCCUCCUCGAGAAGACGUCAACGUUUACUCUUCCGGCGAGUUUGCUGCUUCGGAUGUGACUCUAGCAGGCCAGAAUGACGGAACUGAUCAGGCUCAGGACGGAGAACUGGCUCCAGAGGUGGUGGCUGCUCUGGCUCAGAUACAACAGCUGUGUGCCGAGGCAGGUAUGGAUGUGAUGGAGGCUUUCCAGAUGGUUUCCAUGGACGUUCCCGAAGCCAUGAGAGGGGUGCUUUUGACGGAGGUCGUCAACUCUUUUGCUGAUGAGUAA
Molecule: messenger RNA, 1845 nt
Organism: Yarrowia lipolytica CLIB122
Lineage: Eukaryota; Fungi; Ascomycota; Dipodascomycetes; Dipodascales
Biological process (GO): rescue of stalled cytosolic ribosome; ribosome-associated ubiquitin-dependent protein catabolic process
Cellular component (GO): RQC complex
Source: RefSeq, a predicted model, not a curated record